Messenger RNA from Suillus plorans, 1362 nucleotides. RefSeq lists its product as uncharacterized. The transcript has 14 exons. The record is from RefSeq and is a predicted model, not a curated record. Gene Ontology annotation, molecular function: protein binding. The coding region runs from base 1 to 1362 and encodes 453 amino acids. Lineage: Eukaryota; Fungi; Basidiomycota; Agaricomycetes; Boletales; Suillaceae.
AUGACUCCAAGUCAAGGGAUCGACCAACGAAUGGAGCUGCUCAGGCGCAGUGUUCCCAUCUGGCCAAUGCAACUUCGGCGGUACACCGAAAUGCUGCUACCGAUACCUCCACAUCACGAUUAUAACGUGCAGGCGAUGCAAAUCGAUCCUGCCAGCAUCAACAGGCGCGGAGAGAAAGGGGAGUGGAAAGAGUAUAUUCACCCGUCGGGAGCAACAUACUACUACAACAAGAAAACGCGAACAUACACCGAGAUGAAUAUAGGCACCUGUUCAGAGGAACAGCUUCGAAGGCUUGAGUCCUGGAUCGACGCAUCAAGAUCAAAGAUAGAUGGAAAACAAUGGCUAUUAGUUGUUGAUCCGAUAUUAGCGAGAGGGGAGGAGGUGUACCCAUAUUAUUAUGUGGCCCCGGAGAGCAAAAUUAUCACCUGGGUUGAACCGAUGGACGGUUACAUUCUAUUCCAAGAAUGCACAGCAGCAUGGCACUGGAACCACAAAAGACUCGAACUUGAAGCUCAAUACUGGAAACACGUUGAAUAUUUUCCACGCGGGAUGAAAAUGUGUGUCUCAGAAGUAAGAAACUUGCGGGUGAAGUUGAACUGGUACCGUAUAGGCGAGUUCUUUGGCUUUGCAGCGCCCACCAGAAGAUGGCUGCAGAGCUGGCCAUUGCCGAUUGAUGGCCAAAGGACAGAGACACUCGCAGAACCUAAUGGGAUGGUGGGGGAGCCAUGUGUUGCAAUCUGCGGCAAGUUAUUGCAUAUUCUUCGUCAUCACGAAUACCUCAACCACUAUGGUCGACCCGAGGCUCGCUUAAUCCGAUCUCACUCAGUGAGCAAGAGACGCAGAGAUCUGGAGGACUCUCCCCUUAUGACUGGCCUUGCGGUCACUAUGCUUUACAUUCCGAUAAUGGUGCUCAAACGCCUUAGGAGCAUCUAUGUUGAUGGUCUCAUAAAUGGGGUGGACAUGAGGGGAUUUAUUGACGAUUUCAGCGUGCAGGCUAAAUCUCAGACUACUGUGGCGAGCGUCAUCAUGGCAGUAGAUGCCAGUAUCCUUGCUAUCCCAGGCUUAGGCUCACAACUCACAACAAAGACGCUGUGCUCGAUUUCCUUUAUUCUGAGCGUGUAUUGCAUUAUCGGAUGUACCAUGGCACAACACUUUGGCCAACGAUUGAGAUCCCUCGACUUCGCGGCGUAUUACCUGCAAGGAAAGCUGUCAAGUCUUGUGAUCCUCACAAGUAUCUUUACAGCUGACUUUGGACUUCCCUUGUCUGCAAGGCUCGGAUGCGGGCUGACCUUCGUAGUGGGAGCGGGCCUAGUUAUUCCAUUGAUGAUCGCCAGCCUCGGUCCUGGGCUGAUCCGACAAUGA